Molecule: messenger RNA, 2860 nt
Organism: Eriocheir sinensis (Chinese mitten crab)
Lineage: Eukaryota; Metazoa; Arthropoda; Malacostraca; Decapoda; Varunidae
Product: broad-complex core protein isoforms 1/2/3/4/5-like
Exons: 11
Coding region: 172-2082 (636 amino acids)
Biological process (GO): regulation of transcription by RNA polymerase II
Cellular component (GO): nucleus
Molecular function (GO): sequence-specific DNA binding; zinc ion binding; protein binding
Source: RefSeq, a predicted model, not a curated record
GUGGACGAAGUGUUGUUGGUGAGCGUCAGUCUCAGUAAUGGCGGAGGGGGAGCUGCCACGAUAAGAAUCACACCUCUAUUUUAAGCCCUUGCCCUUGGAGCGCGGCCGUGCAAGGCGUGCCCAUGGUAAGGCUGCCUGAAGGGCGGGACCCGGCAGGUGUGCAGCUUAGUGAUGGCGUUGUCAGAAGGACUCCUCAAGCUGAGAUGGAACAACCAUGAAGCCACUUUUUGCCACAUACUGCACAGGCUUCGAAGUAAGCAACGGUACUCUGAUGCCACGCUGGCCUGCGAGGGUCGCCUGUUCAUGGUCCACAGGCUGGUGCUGGCCACGUGCAGCGACUUCUUCGAUGAGAUCUUUCAGCAGACCCCAAGCGACACCACACGGGCCAUUAUAGUUCUAAACGAGGCUCGGGCCCAUGAUGUGGAGUGCCUAUUAGACUACAUGUACUGUGGGCAGGUUAAUGUGCGUCAGGCCAACCUUGCCUCGCUCCUGAAGACUGCUGAGUCGCUAAAGAUAAAAGGCUUGGCUGUCCCUGAGGCAAAUUUUGGGAACCAGAGCUCGAAGCGCAAUCAGGACCACACAUCAUCCGAAAGCCUGUCCCCCAAGAAGAAGAGGAAAAAGAAGAGUACAACGCCCUCAGGAAUCUCAUCGCUCCCGCCCCCCAAAACACCCGACACCCGCACUGUUCCCUCGCCGCCAAGACUCUCGCCCUGGAACCAUGAAUCUCCGCCGGUCAGCGCCAACCAGUUCUCCUCACCCUCCUCGCACUCCACCCCCGUCAACUCCUCCCUGCCGCCGCCUCACACCCCCUCCACCAGCCAGUCCUCGCCCUUGUCCACAUCAACUAAGGUGACCACGCUUUCAUCUGACUCUGAGAGGACCAAUCCAAGGGCCGGCUGGCUGCAGAUUGUGUCGUCCAUGCGGCAGGAGUCGGCUCAGGCAGCGGCCGAGAACUUGUCAGGUCGGCCGGCAAGUCCCGCCAAGCAGAAUUCUGCGCGCCACAGGAGGACGAGAUCACCGAAGCCUUCAACUGUAGAUGCCUUCCCUACACAGUUUCUCCAGACUGAAUUCAAAGAGGAAAUCAAGGAUGAACCGUACGAACAGAGUGAUCCCAUGCCUGGCGAGGAGGACAACACCUGGGAGGAUAGUGAGCCGCACCCCGACACCGGCGACGGCUGCAACUACCGCCGCAUCCCCUCCCUCUACCCACCCCCCGGCCUGCAUCCCGUGGUGUCCGGCGCACACACCUCCCCCGUGCUGCCCAUGGGGAUGUUCCGCGUCGGCUCAUACAGCGCCCAGAGUGGCGGCCAGGCCUGGGAGAACACUGGCCAGGGUAGGAAGUCCCCCGAGCCACAUGGCCAGGAGACUCUCCCCAGCGCCAGCCAGCAGCCCGUGGGCCAGUCCAUCGUGUCUCCCAAGCUGAUGCCAUACGCCAUGUGCUCCAACUGUGGCACCAACAACACCAAGCUCUGGAGGCGUAAUGACAAAGGUGAGAUCGUCUGCAAUGCCUGUGGGCUGUACUUCAAGCUCCACGGGGUGAACAGACCCAGCCACCUCUUCCGCACAGCCCCCAUGACGCGGAGGAGGAACCCCAAGAAGAAGAAGGAGGCGAACAGUGGUGCGAGUGAGCAGUUGGAGCAGGCCAUCAGUGCGGACUGUUCUCAGGACAAGGAGCACGUGCCGGAAACAGACCCUCAGGAUGGCUUUGCUGUCCUGAAUGCAGCUUUAACACUCAACUCUCUCCUUGCAAAAGCCAAAGCUCAGCAAUCAGAAGCCCAGGCCAUUCAGAGAGCAGCGCUACCCAUCAUGAGCAAGAGUCAAUCCGACCUGACCAAUGAGUCGCGCCCCCCACCGCCGCUACUCAAGAUACCGGUGUCUGUUCAUGAUCACGAAGUGGGCACCUCGGCCGGGGCGCCGCCCUUGGAGCCAGGCCCACACACCCCUGCUGACGGCUCCGCCGCGCCGGCCCGCGGCUCCCGGCCGUCACCCGCGUCCUCGCCACACACCCGGUCAGCCCCGGCCUCGCCGCAGCCGGAGGGCGGCGACGGGAGGAAGAUUAUUGCUCAGCUUUUAGACAAAUGAGUGUGAACGGUGUCGUCUUGGGAGCGUUUUUACAGUGACUGUAUUUUCUUGACCGGGUGCACGUGGGUGUAAGUUUUGAUACCUAAGUGUGACGUGCUUAGGGCCUUAGUGACGAGGAUCAUGUAGUUUGGGCCUACUCAGGGGAGUCAUGAUAUUUAUCAUGCAUGAAGUAAAAUUAUUGCUCAGUGUUUUAUUGAGUAAUCAUAAAAAAAUAAGGUACAUAUUAUUUUGCAUGUUAGUAUUUUACAACUAGUGUAUUUUAUGACUAGCUAAGGUAUGGCAUAAACUCAUUACUCUUAAGGUUAAGUUUACACUUUGACUUUUAUCUUCACGUGGGUGCGGGGGCUCUCAGCCUUGCCCCCGCCACCACCCCCCGGCCGGUGACGGGUCGGUGACCUGUCAGGCGGUGCCGGGAAGGGAAGCAAAGGAAGGUUCAGAUCACAUUUUUAAGUAAUCAAAGGGAAGGCAUUGACAUCCAGGCGACCAACUUACUUUCCAAAAGAAUGGCUUUUGGAUGUUGUCAAAACCCUUGUGUUGGAAGACUUGCCUCUGUAGCCUCACACAGUAGUCUGGUAGUCCAUUGGGAAGCACCUUAGUCUGCACCUUCACACCACCAUGUACUGCAGCCAGUGGCUAGUGCACAGCCCACAAGAACCACUCACAAGUUUCAGCAGCUUUGCCGAGUGCUGUGUGAUGUGGAUGAAGCAGGGAGUCUGUGGUGUUCUGCAGACACUGGUUCAGGGCUUGGAGAGGCUUGCUGUUCCAUAUAUAUAUAUAU